AGGUGGAGGCGGGGCUUCUGCCCGAUCUUGAAGCCGCCCGCGGAGGCCGGGCAGGCGGGUCCCGGCUGGCGAAUCCAUGAGGUCGGGGCUGCGGACCCUGGCGGCCCGGGCGGCCCGUGGGCUUCGCAGGCUCUGCGCGCGCCCGGCCAGCGGCGCCCCGGCUGCCCGCGCCGGCUCCGGGGCCACCGUCUUCGCGCUGAGCUCGGGCCAGGGCCGCUGCGGGGUGGCGGUCAUCCGCACCAGCGGCCCGGCCAGCGGCGCCGCCCUCCGCAGCCUCACGGCGCCCCGGGCCCUGCCCCCCGCCCGCCGCGCCUCCCUGCGGCUGCUGAGCGACCCGCGCUCCGGGGAGCCCCUGGACCGCGCGCUGGUGCUCUGGUUCCCAGGUCCCCAAAGCUUCACGGGGGAGGACUGCGCCGAGUUCCACGUACACGGGGGCACCGCCGUGGUCAGCGGCGUCCUGGAGGCCUUGGGCAGGGUGCCCGGGCUGCGCCCGGCCGAGGCAGGCGAGUUCACCCGUCAGGCCUUUGCACACGGGAAGCUGAGCCUGACGGAGGUGGAAGGGCUGGCGGACCUGAUCCACGCGGAGACCGAGGCCCAGCGGCGCCAGGCCCUCCGCCAGCUGGACGGGGAGUUGGGGCAUCUGUGCCAUGGCUGGGCCGAGACCCUCACCCAGGCGCUGGCCCACGUGGAGGCGUAUAUCGACUUUGGCGAGGAUGACAACUUGGAAGAGGGCGUCCUGGAGCGAGCUGACAGCCAGGUGCAGCGCCUGCAGGCGGCCCUGAGCGCCCACCUCCAGGACGCGCGGCGGGGCCAGCGGCUGCGCUCGGGGGCGCACGUGGUGGUCGCGGGGCCCCCCAACGCCGGCAAGAGCAGCCUGGUGAACUUGCUCAGCCGGAAGCCCGUGUCCAUCGUGUCCCCCGAACCGGGGACCACCCGCGACGUGCUGGAGACCCCCGUGGACCUGGGUGGCUUCCCGGCGUUACUGAGCGACACGGCGGGGCUGCGGGAGGGCGUCGGGCCGGUGGAGCAGGAGGGCGUGCGGCGAGCCCGGGACAGGCUGGAGCAGGCCGACCUCCUUCUGGCGGUGCUCGAUGCCUCAGACCUGGCCUCUCCGUCCAGCCGCGACUUCCUGGACACGGUGGUGGCGCCCCUGGGAGCCCGCGACCCCCGGGAAGGCGGCCAGCGCCUGCUGCUGGUGCUGAACAAACGGGACCUGCUGGCCCCCGGGACCCCGCCCGCAGCCCUGCCCGCGGCCCUGCCCGCACCCCUGCUGCUGUCCUGCCUGACGGGCCAGGGGCUGGACACGCUGCUGGCGGCGCUGAGGACCGAGCUGGCGGCCCUGUGCGGGGACCCGGGCGCAGGCCCCCCGCUCCUGACGCGGGCCCGCCACCGGCACCACCUGCAGGCCUGUCUGGACGCGCUGCGCCGGGCCCGGGGCUCCUCGGACCUGGCGCUGGCGGCCGAGGCGCUGCGGGCCGCGCGGGCUCACCUGGGACACCUGGCGGGCGGCGGCGGCCCCGAGGAGCUGCUGGACGUCAUCUUCAGGGACUUCUGCAUCGGCAAGUGACGACCCCGGCCCAGCCUUGGACACCAGCGCCGGGCGCCAGGAGGCCCGGGGGACAGAACCCAGGACCACCAACCACCCUCGGGGCUCCCCCCACCCCCGCCCCCAGGCUCAGAUCUGUUUUCCUGGAUUUUAAUUUAUUCUGUAAAUGUCAAAGGGGGGACAGAAAGAAAGCAAGCAAG
Molecule: messenger RNA, 1746 nt
Organism: Erinaceus europaeus (western European hedgehog)
Lineage: Eukaryota; Metazoa; Chordata; Mammalia; Eulipotyphla; Erinaceidae
Gene: GTPBP3
Product: GTP binding protein 3, mitochondrial
Exons: 9
Coding region: 77-1567 (496 amino acids)
Biological process (GO): tRNA methylation; tRNA wobble uridine modification
Cellular component (GO): cytoplasm; mitochondrion
Molecular function (GO): GTPase activity; GTP binding; protein binding
Source: RefSeq, a predicted model, not a curated record